UGUUAGCAGAGUCCUCACAUCUUCCUCAAACGUUUAUACGUACGCGAACGCGCAUCAAGAAGCGCAUCAUGUCCGACUGCUUCUUCUUCUGAAGUUCCUCGACAUACUUAAGGGCACCCAUCUGCGCGACUGUUAGUAUCGCGUGUGCGAUGGUUUCGAUCGUUCGUUUCGCUGUUCAUUCGAUUGAUCUCUGCGAUUCUUCGGGAGACUCACUUUGUCUGGUCCUGGUGUUAGUACUAGGGUCGUUGACUGGAGGUUGGGAGGCGCAAAUUCGAAGAGAUCCAAUUUCGCACACUCGCUUAGCAGGUGGGCGGAAGGCACUAGGGAGCACUCUUGGCAAGAGCGACCCACUUGAGGACAAAGUUGCUCGCGCUAAGGAAAGCACCUGGUAACAGCACCAACGCCAACACCAACACCAACGAAACUAUCGCACAUAUUUGGCAGUUCCUCAGCAGAGCUUCUGUCCAGUCGGAUUAA
Messenger RNA from Didymella exigua CBS 183.55, 477 nucleotides. RefSeq lists its product as uncharacterized. The transcript has a single exon. The coding region runs from base 150 to 392 and encodes 80 amino acids. The record is from RefSeq and is a predicted model, not a curated record. NCBI's taxonomy places the organism in Eukaryota, Fungi, Ascomycota, Dothideomycetes, Pleosporales, Didymellaceae.